CAAUCCUCAUCUCCACGCUUUCUUCUCUCAACACCGCUGCAGGAACCAGUGGUUAAACACAUUUACCAUGUCAUCCCCAUUAGUACUUCUCCCUGGGGAUGAGAUCCCCUCCGAAUACCUCCCUGCCACCAAUUCCGCCCCAUUGAGACUGGGCUCCGGUCUCCGUCUACUUUCACAACCGCCCUCUUCUUCACCUCAAUCGUCUUCCCCUAGUCAUGUCCUCACAGCCACGCAAGCCGGCAUACUCUCCACCGAUAACAAAAGAAACGCUGUAUCUAUUUUGUCAUCUCCGAAACGCCGCUAUAUCCCUACUCCCAACGACCUGGUCAUUGCGCAGGUCCACCAUUCCAGUCCGGAUUACUUCCACUGCAUGAUUACCCCGCAAACGCCUCAUGUGGUGCUGGGACAGCUGGCAUUCGAAGGUGCGACGAAGAAGACCCGGCCGAUGCUCAAACAAGGUGAUCUGGUUUACGCUCGUGUGCUCUCGGUCGGUCUUGGUGCGGGCGCGGAGGUUGAACUAACAUGUGUGAACCCUGCGACGGGAAAGGCUGAACCCGGAGGAUUGGGUCAUUUGACGGGGGGCAUGGUGUUUGAUAUCUCUACUGGCAUGGCUGCUAGGUUGAUGAGGGCGAGCUCAUCCUCUUCCGACCAACAAGACGGCGUGGCCGGGUUGGUUGUGCUGGACGAACUGGGCAAGAAGUUGGAAAAAGCGGGUGGCUUUGAGAUUGCCGUAGGAAGAAAUGGCAAGGUCUGGGUGGACUGUUCCAAUGGGGGAGAUGCUGCUGUCAAGGCCACGGUAGCGAUUGGACGAUGCCUGACUACGAUCGAUGAACAUGAUCUGGGUCCAGCUGAUCAGAAAAAGCUGGUGUCGAGGAUAUUGCGAGAGAUGAAGAUUGAAGUCUAGGAGGAUAAAUAGGAGUGUAUGCUGUACAUUUAUGACUAAUUGUGUGAUAUCAUGCAUUAUUUGACGAUUCCCGGCGUUCGAUGUACUGUGGAAGAGAAGUGCAGGGCGAUCUGGAUGACCUAUUAUCCCAUUCCAGGCAGUCCUACUCCGUGCAUCUUGUUAACUAGACCAAGGUCUUCAUUUACGGGUUGGUCAGUCCUUGUAUGACAACAGGGAUGAACAUGCCGAUUAGCCUCGCCGGGCAACUGGCUGAUCAGUUCGUGGGAAGCCGAAGAAUAGGGACCGGGGAUGUUUCCAGGUUUGGGUCAGUACCUAAAUAGGUGUGUUGAAUUUGUAUUGCGAGAAUUGUGGAGUAGAAUUGGGCGUUCUAGCUUCACAUUUAGGCGUCGAACGGUGAAGUGGCUACAUGAAGUGAAAGAGGAAU
Molecule: messenger RNA, 1328 nt
Organism: Aspergillus sclerotioniger CBS 115572
Lineage: Eukaryota; Fungi; Ascomycota; Eurotiomycetes; Eurotiales; Aspergillaceae
Product: exosome non-catalytic core subunit RRP40
Exons: 1
Coding region: 68-904 (278 amino acids)
Biological process (GO): U4 snRNA 3'-end processing; CUT catabolic process; exonucleolytic trimming to generate mature 3'-end of 5.8S rRNA from tricistronic rRNA transcript (SSU-rRNA, 5.8S rRNA, LSU-rRNA)
Cellular component (GO): nuclear exosome (RNase complex); cytoplasmic exosome (RNase complex)
Molecular function (GO): RNA binding
Source: RefSeq, a predicted model, not a curated record